AUGGCGGAGGUGGUGCAGCAGCGCAUAGAGGAGCGCAUCCCGGAGUUGGAGCAGCUGGAGAGAGUGGGGCUGUUCACUAAGAAAGAAGUCAAAUCAAUAAUUAAAAGAGCAACAGCCUUGGAAUAUAAGCUCCAUCGUUUGAUGUUAAACAAGGAGGACUUCAUCGCUUACAUUCAGUAUGAAAUUAACGUUUUGGAGCUCAUCAAGAAAAGAAGAGCUCACAUUCGCUACAAUUAUAAAAGAGAAGAAAUAGAAUUUCCAAUCAUCGCCAGAAUAAACAGUAUUUUCAAGAGAGCAACUAAUAAGUGGAAGAAUGAUGUGCAGCUAUGGCUUUCACAUGUAGCUUUCUGUAAGAAAUGGGGAACCAAGCCUCAAACCAGCAAGGUCUUCUCAGCCAUGCUUGCCAUACAUCCUGACAAACCAGCAUUGUGGAUCAUGGCUGCCAAAAGUGAGCUGGAGGAUCGUGAUUCUUCUGAAAGUGCCAGACAUCUUUUCCUCAGAGCAUUGCGCUUUCACCCAGAUAGCACAAAGGUGUACCAAGAGUACUUCCGAAUGGAGUUGCUGCACUGUGAGAAGCUGAAGAAGCAGAAGGAGGAACUGGAAAAGGCACAGAUGGACUUGGGUGAAUACGAGUUUUCAUCUGAAAUCCUGAGUGGGAAAUUGGCUGCAGUGGUAUACAAAGAUGCUACUGGAAAAAUUAAAGAAGCAGAGUUUGUCAUCUCACUUCUAAAAAUUGCAGCCAUUUUUGACUUUACCAGAGAACUACAGGACUCCAUUUUACAAGAUUUACAGACUAAUUACACGGAGGACAGCGUGACUUGGGAUUUCAUGGCAAAGCGAGAAUUGGAAGCUCCUGGGGCCGGGGAGGAACUUCAGACGGCGAAAGGACGUGCCUCAGACAUUAACAGGAGAGAAGUGCGCUGCUGCCAAGUCUACGAGGAAGCAGUGAAGAGCCUGAACACGGAACCUAUGUGGACGUGCUUUGCGUCAUUCUGCUUGGAAAGACACAAAAGGAAAACCAAUGUCCAAGAACUGAAAGAAAAGAGACAAGAGAGGUUGGUGGACGUACUGCAGCGUGCCCAUAGCUAUCAAUUGUUACAAGAACAGUUCUACAAAAACUGGCUGCAGAUACUACUUUCGAAAGGAGACGCGGAGGGAGCGACCAGUGUUGCCAUGGCAGCAACGCAAAGAUACGGCCAGUCUGUUUCCAUGUGGAGCUUGAGUCUUCAGACCCUGAUGCAUCUUGAGAGCGAGAAUGUGGGAAAGCUUUUCCAAGAAGCACUCACAAACGUGAAUCCUAAGGAGAGUCUGCCUCUGUGGCAACUGGAGCUUCAGUGGAGCAUGGACAGGCAGAGCACUGAACAAACGGAAGCUGUCUUUAAGCGUGGUCUUCUGUCUACUGUACCAGCUGUAGCCAUGGAAAUGAAAGACUGCUUCCUUGAUUGGUCCUACUCCACAGGGGGCUAUAAGAAAGCAAGGCAAACUUUUACCAGUUUACAUGAAAUUCGGCCCUUGUCCAAAACUUUCUUCACCAGGAUGAUUGAAAUAGAAAAAGAGCAGGAAAUUCCAAAAAUAAACUAUUUACGAGACUAUUAUGAGAGAGCUCUGCAGGAGUUUGGCACCUCAGAUGAAGGUCUCUGGCUACAGUACAUUCUGGAGGAGCAGGGACCACUGGGGCAGCCAGAGAACUGUGGGAAGAUCCACUGGAGAGCCAUGAAGUUUCUGGAGGGAGAGAGUGUGGAGCGAUUCACCUCAAAGUACACACUUCUACAGACUGGACACUUGUGA
Knipowitschia caucasica is the source of this 1788-nucleotide messenger RNA. Lineage: Eukaryota; Metazoa; Chordata; Actinopteri; Gobiiformes; Gobiidae. The record is from the annotation of a GenBank genome assembly.